AGCAGCACGAUGUCAGGAAGAGGCAAGGGCGGGAAAGGACUCGGGAAGGGAGGCGCUAAGCGGCACCGUAAGGUUCUCCGCGACAACAUCCAGGGGAUCACCAAGCCCGCUAUUCGCCGUCUGGCGCGCCGUGGCGGAGUGAAACGUAUUUCCGGUCUGAUCUACGAGGAGACUCGCGGUGUACUCAAGGUGUUUCUGGAGAACGUCAUCCGCGACGCCGUCACCUACACCGAGCAUGCUAAGAGAAAGACCGUCACCGCCAUGGAUGUGGUGUACGCGCUGAAACGCCAGGGACGCACCCUGUACGGCUUCGGCGGUUAAACACUCCACCGGCUAACGACACGAACACAACGGCUCUUUUAAGAGCCACCCACAUCUCCAGCAAAAGAGUUUUUACUCCGUGUUUAAAAGGAAAGUAAUGUGCAUGAUAUUUAUAUACAACGUCUGUAUAUAGCGGACAAAAUUUUUUUUAGAUGUUUAUCAGUUAAACACUUAAAGUAAAUCGGUUAACAUUGUUAGUUGGAAGACGAUGUGUUGGAGUCUUCAGCUUGUAGGAAUAAUUAGGAAACUGUUUUUAAAAGCCUUCGAAUGCAAGUCUUUUUGUAAGUCGCUCUGGAUAAGAGCGCCUGCCAAAUGCCUAAAUGUAAAUGAACAAAGUAUUUAAAGUUUGUGGUACACACUCUACUUAUAAAAGUGGACUCUUUUAAACG
Messenger RNA from Clarias gariepinus (North African catfish), 710 nucleotides. RefSeq names its product histone H4. The transcript has a single exon. Gene Ontology annotation, cellular component: nucleosome. The record is from RefSeq and is a predicted model, not a curated record. Gene Ontology annotation, biological process: nucleosome assembly. NCBI's taxonomy places the organism in Eukaryota, Metazoa, Chordata, Actinopteri, Siluriformes, Clariidae. The coding region runs from base 10 to 321 and encodes 103 amino acids. Gene Ontology annotation, molecular function: structural constituent of chromatin; protein heterodimerization activity; DNA binding.